AACACUAGCUAAAACAACAUCCUUUGCUUACACAACAUAUUUUAAGGAAACUUACUCAAUCCAAAUCAAUGACAGUGAAGAGACUCCUAGAAGAUGAUAGAGAAAUCGAGCAAAUGGCCAUGGCUAACUGUCUAAUGCUCCUCUCUCGUGUUGGAAAAUCGGGUUCAUUACCUGAACCUGGCCGGUUGUUCCACUGCAAGACGUGCAACAAACCGUUUCGGUCGUUCCAAGCACUAGGCGGCCAUCGUGCUAGUCACAAACGACCGAAACUCAAUGAUUUCCUUGGCCAAUCGCCUCUGAAGGCCAAGACACAUGAGUGCUCCGUUUGUGGGCAGGAGUUUGCGAUUGGCCAAGCGUUGGGUGGUCAUAUGAGGCGACACCGCGACGAGGCCACUAGAAAAACCGUUGAGGUGUUGAAGGAGCAAAGUGGGACUAGAGGAUUGUGUUUGGAUUUGAAUUUGACACCGUAUGAGAAUGACUUGAAGAUGUGGCCUAUUGUUACUUAGUGUCUUACUUGUGCUUAAUUAGUUUGUGUAUAUAGAACAGUUUAUUUAUUUUUUUUAUAGAGGUGCGUUUUUUUUUUU
Helianthus annuus (common sunflower) is the source of this 584-nucleotide messenger RNA. Its product is annotated as zinc finger protein ZAT12. Lineage: Eukaryota; Viridiplantae; Streptophyta; Magnoliopsida; Asterales; Asteraceae. The transcript has a single exon. The coding region runs from base 69 to 506 and encodes 145 amino acids. Gene Ontology annotation, biological process: response to chitin. The record is from RefSeq and is a predicted model, not a curated record.